Messenger RNA from Cylicocyclus nassatus, 831 nucleotides. The record is from the annotation of a GenBank genome assembly. Lineage: Eukaryota; Metazoa; Nematoda; Chromadorea; Rhabditida; Strongylidae.
AUGGAAAAUUGCCUUAUUGAUUGGGUUUUCAGGACCGAUAGAAUGAUUUUGCGGGAGUGCACGAAUGAUCUCUUCAGUAGCGCAGCCGAAAUUCGUGACAACCUGAGGCUGAGCCAUUUGAGCAUCCGCAGAGUACAGCGUCGACUGCAACAGGUAGGCAUAGAUUUACACUAUCUCAUGUUGUUACUGUUUGCAACCCAGUUCGGAUUACACGGAAGGCGUCCUGCGACAAAGCCGUUUAUCUCAUCUAAAAAUGUUCGAAAAAGGAUUCAAUUCGCAAGGCAGUACGUCGAUUGGCAGAAUCAGUGGAGAAGAAUGCUAUGGUCUGAUGAAAGCAAGUUUAACAUGGCGGGAAGCGACGGGCGUCAGUGGGUACGGAGACCAGUCAGGGAGCGAUACAAGCCAAAGUACGCCAAGUCCAGCGUGAAAUGCGGAGGCGGAAACAUUAUGGUCUGGGGCUGUUUUAGUUAUUACGGAUUAGGCCCCCUGCACCUCAUUCGUGGGACUAUGGAUCGAUUCGGAUACAAAAGAAUACUCGAAGAAGUCAUGAAUCCACAUCUGCAAACUCUUGAAGCUGAGCUUCCCGAUGUUGAUUGGACCUUUCAACAAGAUAAUGAUCCCAAACACAAGUCGAGAGUUGUGAGUGAAUGGUUUCAAGAAAAUGGUAUUAUCACUCUCCCGUGGCCAGCACAAAGUCCGGACCUGAACCCUAUAGAAAACCUGUGGGCAGAAGUCGAAAGGAGACAGGGAAGAAGAAGCUUUACGAAGCCUGAAGAACUUUUCGCUGAGGUACGAAGCGCCUGGGAAUCAAUUCCAGUGCAGCGCCUAUAG